Rhincodon typus (whale shark) is the source of this 1697-nucleotide messenger RNA. It is a transcript of the gene sc5d, whose product is annotated as sterol-C5-desaturase. Lineage: Eukaryota; Metazoa; Chordata; Chondrichthyes; Orectolobiformes; Rhincodontidae. The transcript has 5 exons. Gene Ontology annotation, molecular function: oxidoreductase activity; iron ion binding. The coding region runs from base 139 to 1029 and encodes 296 amino acids. The record is from RefSeq and is a predicted model, not a curated record.
GGCCUGGGCGUUCCCUUAGCAACCGGAGAGUGUCGGGUGCUGUGCGAAGAAGCGGCCUCGCGGUGAGUGAUGCUUUGAGAUUCCCCUCGGAGGCUCGGUCAGCCGGUAGGAGCGAGGCAACCAAUCUGGGGUUAUGCCAUGGAUAUCGUACUGCAUUACACAGACUACUACUUCUUCACACCAUAUGUGUACCCCAGUUCCUGGCCAGAGGGUGAAGCUGUACGCCAGAUAAUCAGCCUCCUAAUUGUAACAAAUUUGGGAGCUGCUGCUAUCUACCUCCUCUUCGGAACGUUUAGCUAUUAUUUCAUUUUUGAUCACACACUGAAGAAACAUCCGCAGUAUUUGCCGAAUCAAGUGCAGCGGGAGAUAAAAUAUGCUUUGAAGUCAAUGCCAUGGAUGAGCAUUCCAACAGUGGCGUUAUUCUUUGCAGAGGUCAGAGGCUACAGCAAAUUGUACGACAAUAUCGAGGAUUCCCAUUAUGGUUGGUUUGGAGUAAUCUUCAGUAUGGUCUCCUUUCUGUUCUUCACGGACAUGUGUAUCUACUGGAUCCAUCGGUUUCUUCACCACAGGCUCCUCUAUAAGCGCUUACACAAGCCCCACCAUACCUGGAAGAUUGCAACCCCAUUCGCAAGUCAUGCUUUUCAUCCUAUUGAUGGCUUCCUGCAGAGUAUCCCAUAUCAUAUCUAUCCAUUCCUGUUCCCGCUGCACAAGCUGGUCUACCUGGGUCUUUACAUCUUUGUCAACAUCUGGACAGUGUCCAUUCAUGAUGGGAAUUACAGCGUGCCUAAGAUCCUUGAGGAGGUCAUCAACGGUGCAGCCCAUCACACUGACCACCACCUGUACUUUGACUACAAUUAUGGACAAUAUUUUACGCUCUGGGACAGAAUUGGAGGCUCCUACAAGUGUCCAUCCUCCUUCGAAGGCAAAGGACCACAUGACUACCUGAGAAAGUUGACAGCCGAGGGAAAGCUGUGUAGCUCUCCUUCCAAUGGCCAGGCAGCCACUGAAAAUGUCAGCAAAGAGGAAUGAGCUACUCCCAUUCCCUACUUGCCCUUGCUUUGCUCCAGUGAAGCACUGUCAUCCCUGCCAAGAGCAAUACUAUGAAUGUCAUAUAAUCCAGGCAUUGCUCAGUAUUCUAAUUAGCCCUAUUUUAUUACUACAAAUAAAAUCUAUUGGAAAUGGUGGCAGUAACAGACAACCUGUUGCCUUGUGAAUGAGGGGAAUUCUAAUUUUACUAGCUGUUCACAGACUGGAAGUACUUUCUUUUAUAAAGAAUUUACAGUACAAUUCUUGUUUAGGGCCUCAAUCUAUUAAUGACCUGAAAGCUUUGUUAAUGCUGUUAUCUAGGGUCUGGGUGAUUCUUGGUUAUCAUCUAGUUGUAAUUAUGUAUGAUAUUAUUGUAAGAAUAGACUUGAUUGCUAAAAGAUCUCAUUUUAUUCUAACAAUUCUGAGCAAUUUUAAAACAGAUCUGUGUUGUACAGCCUUUGUGAAGUAAAAUCAUUGCCUAUCAUUGUUUUUCAAUCUCAAAGAUUCCCGUAAAGAUGAUACUUCAUUUCAUAUAUACAAUUGUGAACCAUUAUUGGAGCUUGGAUUCAUACCUUAAAUCAUCCUGUUUAUUGUUCACUGCCUACUUCACAUUGUCUUGUAUUUCUUGGAUCAUUCAAUGGAAUAUACAGUAAAAUGCAAAAAUGCUUUAA